UUUUAUCCGAGCGCUGCCUGCCGGCCCCCACAUUCUCCCAGCGACGCCGGAGCCCUGCCUGCAGCGCCGCAUGCGACCAUGAGCGCCCUGCCCUGUACUUUCCUCCUCCUCCUCCUCCUCUUCUUCCUCGGCCUGCCCGUCCUUCCCGAAGCCAAGCGCCAAGGGAAAGCAGACAAGCCUCGCCAGCCUCCGCCGACCCCCGCGGCCCCCCAGCCGGCCAAGAGAGCCCGAAACCGCUCGGUGCCCGGCUCCGGAGAGCUGACCACCAAGGGGGGGCACCGCUGCACCUGGGAGACGUCCGGAGAGGAGCUGGUGACUCUGCUGGUGAGCUGCAGCAGCCAAAGCCCGGGCGACCAGCAGAGGUACUGGUGUCGCUAUGCCGGCAAACCAGACCUGUGCCAGGCCUACGGGGUGAAGUCCAGCCAGUACUGGAAGCAGCUGGUGGGGAAGCUGAAGAAGAGGCAGAACGCCUGCGAGGGAGAGAAAGUCCUGAAGGCCAAAACCUGCAAGAAGGCGGCGAACGAGGCGCACAUGAAGCUGGCGCAGCGCGGCGGCCAGGAGGAGGAGGAGGCGGCGGCGGCGGAGAAGAAGGGAGGAAAGGGAGGAGGGAGGAAGAAAGCAGCAUCAGGUGGUGGUGCGAUGGAGAAGAAGAAGAAGGAGCAGGAGGAGGAGGAGGAGAGGAAGAAGGCGGAGGAGCAGACCGGCUUCGGGGAGGACGGCGUGGUGAACGACAUGGAGCCGGUGCAGAGUUACUGCGCAGAGGGCUGGCACUCCGUCUGCUCCUUCUUCGUCAAGUUCUUCGAGGGUUAAAGGUCAACAAAGAAGAAAUGACUCGGCUUGAACAGACGGCGGCACCACAUCUAUACAAUCUAUAUCACACUGAAAACUGGAGUUGCACUUUUCUUUUUUUAUGACAUGGUACAGAAAGCAGCAGGGACCUCAUCUUUAAAAAAAAAAAAAAAACAAUCUACAGUGUAUUUCCCACCAAAAUCACAAUCAUUUCAAAUAAUAUAAUUUAAAACAAAUUAAAAUCUCAUAUGUGGAAUUAGAAAUUAGCUCUUGGCAAAAAAAACAAACAAAAAAAAAAAAAA
Myripristis murdjan (pinecone soldierfish) is the source of this 1091-nucleotide messenger RNA. RefSeq names its product fibroblast growth factor binding protein 3 (gene fgfbp3). Gene Ontology annotation, biological process: cell-cell signaling. NCBI's taxonomy places the organism in Eukaryota, Metazoa, Chordata, Actinopteri, Holocentriformes, Holocentridae. The record is from RefSeq and is a predicted model, not a curated record. Gene Ontology annotation, molecular function: growth factor binding. The transcript has 3 exons. Bases 79 to 810 code for a protein of 243 amino acids.